This is a messenger RNA of Menidia menidia (Atlantic silverside), 1116 nucleotides long. NCBI's taxonomy places the organism in Eukaryota, Metazoa, Chordata, Actinopteri, Atheriniformes, Atherinopsidae. The record is from the annotation of a GenBank genome assembly.
AUAAAAGAUGAGUUUAGUUUUGUGUGUGCGCAGGGUGUCGAGGUCCCACAAGCUGUGGCCUGUGAGGGGGCUGAUAUAAGGCCUAACCUGGAUGAUGAUGGUAAAGAGGGUGACGGACAGACAGCCUGCCUACCCACCGACGGCAACAACUCCAGCACAGAGUCAAAGUGGGCGGUGGGAGAUCGAUGUCGGGCCGUGUGGUCAGAGGACGGCCAGGUUUACCCGGCCACAUUGGUGGCGCUGGACGGCCAGCGCUGCAGAGUCCGUUUCAGUAGCUACGGCAACGAGGAGGACAUGGAUCUGAGCACGCUCCAGAGUCCAGAAGCCGCUCCGCAGAAUCGAACCUCCCAGCUUCAGGAAUGGAAACCCGGCUCUCGGUGCCGGGCGGUGUAUUCGGUGGACGGCCUGGUUUAUCCCGCCAUAGUUCUGUGGGUCAAAGGUCAGCGCUGCCGCGUCCGCUAUGACGAUUACAACAAUGAGGAGGAACACGAUAUCAGCGACCUCCUGAACCCCAACGAGCUCCACGGGCCCAUCAGAACCAUGUCCAAGCCCAGCAGCUGGAGGCCCAGUCCAGCUGGCACUAACGAAUGGAAGUGGAAGAGGAGGGAGGAGAGCAUGGGGGAGAGGGGAAAAGAGAGGAGGUCAGGAUGGAAAGACGACCAGCAGAACCCGCCCACGGUCAGAGAAAAACCCGAGAGUCAGAGCAAAGAGAAGGAGGCAGAAAAGAGUAGAGGAAACCAGCAGAGAGAUGGAGCAGAGAAACCCACCGAUUACAGCUUCCCUCUCUUCCCUCCUUUCUCGACUCAGAUGAGCACGUCGGAGCCUGUGUCCUUCCUCCCUCCUCCUCCUCCUCCUGUCUGGGCCUCCUGUGGUAAAGAGGCCACCGGCCCCCCUGACGUGGGCAACAUGACCUCCAUGUUGAUGCAGUGGUACAUGUGCGGCUUCCACACCGGCAGCUACAUGGUCAGUAGCUCCUCCGUCUUUGCUCGUCGGCCUUGUGUACGUUUGGUCACAUGGGCGUUUGUCGCCAUGUUUUUCAGACUCAGCAGCUUUUCAAGUCGACCCGGAAAGAUGAAGUCAAAAACCCACGCUGAACACGCAUGCAUGUAUAGGUAA